AUGUUUCUCUCGUUUUCUGUGUACAUGACGUUGAUAUCAGAGAAACUCCCUGUCACAAAUCCAGUGUCGAUCUUCACCCAGUACCUUAUCUGUAAUGUCACAUACAGUGCACUUAUUCUCUUCUUCACUACAAUUGGACUUAGAUUCCAUUUGGCAGAAAAUGAAGAGCGAAUCCCGAUGUGGCUUUCAAAAAUCACUUACCCUCGAAAACAUUUUGAAGCCAAGAAAAGAAAGAACAAAUUUGGAGAUGAUAUUAAUUCAAUUCCAUGUAACAAUGAUGCAGUUAAGAGCGACGGAGCGAUGGAAUUAAAGGAUGAAGAAACAAUUACCUUGACUACGGUAACGAAAAGGGAGUUUGGUGUGUUGAUGGACCGAGUAUUCCUGGUGUCGUUCUUUGUGCUACUUGUGACUGCUAACGUGGUCUAUGCUGUAUAUGUUAGUUCAUCUUAA
Molecule: messenger RNA, 450 nt
Organism: Ylistrum balloti
Lineage: Eukaryota; Metazoa; Mollusca; Bivalvia; Pectinida; Pectinidae
Exons: 1
Coding region: 1-450 (149 amino acids)
Biological process (GO): monoatomic ion transport
Cellular component (GO): membrane
Source: RefSeq, a predicted model, not a curated record